Messenger RNA from Ochotona curzoniae (black-lipped pika), 3893 nucleotides. It is a transcript of the gene CCNJ, whose product is annotated as cyclin J. Gene Ontology annotation, biological process: mitotic cell cycle phase transition; regulation of cyclin-dependent protein serine/threonine kinase activity. The record is from RefSeq and is a predicted model, not a curated record. The transcript has 5 exons. Lineage: Eukaryota; Metazoa; Chordata; Mammalia; Lagomorpha; Ochotonidae. Gene Ontology annotation, cellular component: nucleus; cyclin-dependent protein kinase holoenzyme complex; cytoplasm. Gene Ontology annotation, molecular function: cyclin-dependent protein serine/threonine kinase regulator activity. Bases 284 to 1393 code for a protein of 369 amino acids.
GUAGAGUAGGACCGUGAUUGACCUCAUUCUGUCCGGCUCCUGGUGGGCCGCUUCCCCGGCAGAAACCAGCUCUUCCCGGGCGAGGCGUUGGGGAGUUGGUUUGGAUCGGGCAGGGUUUCAGACGAGCCCGAGGAAGACGGACGAGCACCCCGGGUGGCCUGAGGUCCACCCCUCGGGGAGGGCGCACCCGGGGUCGCAGGGGAAGGAGCUGGCAGUGACCGCGUCUGGGCUGUGUCUUCCAGACCGAACUAAUCGCGUCUGGCCGGGCGCGUCGCCGGGUCCCAUGGAGCUGGAGGGGCAGUGGUGGCGAGGACAGCUGGCUGCGGAUAUUCACCAAGCGCUUCGGUACAAGGAGCUGAAAUUGCCCUCUUACAAAGGCCAGUCGCCUCAGCUGAGUCUCAGGCGGUAUUUUGCUGACUUGAUUGCCAUUGUAAGCAAUCGCUUCACACUCUGCCCUUCUGCUCGACACCUUGCCGUCUAUCUGCUGGACCUGUUUAUGGAUCGCUAUGACAUCUCCAUUCAGCAGCUGCAUCUAGUGGCUCUUUCCUGUCUGCUUCUGGCAAGUAAAUUUGAAGAAAAAGAAGAUAGUGUGCCUAAGCUGGAACAGCUCAACAGCCUGGGUUGUAUGACAAACAUGAAUCUAGUGUUAACAAAACAAAACUUGCUACAUAUGGAACUAUUACUCUUAGAAACCUUUCAGUGGAACCUCUGCCUUCCAACAGCUGCUCAUUUCAUCGAGUAUUACCUUUCUGAAGCAGUACAUGAAACAGAUCUUCAUGAUGGCUGGCCAAUGAUUUGCUUAGAAAAAACUAAACUUUACAUGGCCAAAUAUGCGGAUUACUUCCUAGAAGUGUCUUUGCAAGUAGCUGCUGCCUGUGUGGCUUCUUCAAGGAUUAUACUUCGUCUUUCUCCAACAUGGCCUACAAGACUACAUCGUCUCACUGCCUACUCUUGGGAUUUCUUAGUGCAGUGUAUUGAGCGGCUAUUGAUUGCUCAUGAUAAUGAUGUGAAAGAAGCGAACAAACAGAGAGGACAGGCAGGACCUCAGUCAGCACAGCUAAGUGUGUUCCAGACAGCCUCCCAGACUACACGGCCAGGUCACUUUCAGCAACCCCAGUAUCUCCAACAGACCUCACUGCAAUAUCGCCAUCCUGUAUCAGAACAACCAAGCUGUCAGCAGAUUGUGUCUACAACACAUACUUCAUCUUACACGUUACAGACGUGUCCUGCUGGCUUCCAAACUAGUGUUCAAGGCCUUGGACAUGUGCAGACUGGUGUUGGGAUGUCACUGGCAAUACCAGUAGAAGUUAAGCCUUGUCUGACUGUAUCUUACAAUCGGAGUUACCAGAUAAAUGAACAUUACCCUUGUAUUACGCCAUGCUUUGAGAGGUGAUUAUAUGCAGUUAGGAACUGACCCAGACUGUUUUGUGACUUGAAGCUCUAGGGGAAGUUUUUUGUAAACCUCUGUUCACAAGCCAAGGGAUCCCAGUGACACCAGAACUCUUCAGGUACCAGCACCAAUGAAUAUCCCUCUCAGUGCACACUGAAUCCUGGGAGGAUGGAGCAAAUCCUGCCACAGUUUAACAGUGUGUCAAAUCCUGUUACAACAAGUCCCUGAGUGACAGAAACGGUCAAGCCCUGGCUGAUGGUCCAGAUGUUUCAAAAACAUUCAACAGAAAAUUUGGUCAGAUUCUAAUUUGUUGUUUUGAGAUUUUUGACCUGUGGCAGGCUCUGGGCCUAAUGUUGGUUUAUAUGUCGAAGACUGAUGUUUAUCUGUGGACUUGCCAAACAGCCUUUUAUGAAGGAAAGUUACAGUAUUAAUUUUUGAAAAGAUCUUUUUUAUUAUUCUAUAAUUUUGAGUUUUGAUUUUGACCUACAGAUGAAUUUUUGACUAAGUUUAAACUCAUGAAUUGUUAUGCUGUGUCAACCUGUGCGGUAAAAGAAAAAAAAAAAUUAGAUGAUUCUUUAUAACAUCCUAUGUGCUAAAAUUAAGAGUGGAAUAUAUCUCUUAAGAUCAUGGUCAUAAUUUUUUGGAUUUUUUUUUUCCCCUAAGCAAUCAACCUCAAAUCUUAAAACACAUUUAACUCAGGGAAUUUGUACUACUUGCAAACACUUAACUGUAAUGCAACAUGCUUUGGAAAUGUUACAGUAUGAAUGAACUACCUUUAUAAUAGAUUACUAUUAAGAUGUAUUUUCAAAUGAGAACAUAAUAUUGUGGCACAGAAUGGAUGAAGUGGCAUUUUCUACAAUUGAUAAUACAGACAUUGGUUUUGCGUUUCUAGGUGCAAUUAAUGACUUUCACUCAGAUUUGAUAUCAUUCGAAAGCAAAUGUUUUGCAAGGCAAUGCCUAACUGUAAAAGGCCUAACCAGUACUAGAAUAAAGCAGCAUAGGUUCAUAUCAAAGUGCAGUGUGGCCAAGGUAGUUCUCAGGUGUGCCACAGCAGCACUUUUUAUGUGAAAUACAGGUUCCUUUGAAUACAGCCUUUGAAUCCACCUACUCAUUCUGAGUAGGCAGGGGUACUGAUUACUAAAUCUUAGUAGCUGCUCUCACUGGAUUAUCCCACAGUUGCCCUGGGACGUCUCACUGUACCAGUAAUGAGUGAGAACAGCAAUGCUUUACAAUUUUCCUGUAAAGCAUCUGGGGAAUAAACUGUAAAAGAAGAUCAUUGUAAUGGCUGGUAAACUGUAUACACUGAGCUCUUAUCUGGGAUGAGAGAUUUGGUGGAGGGAAGCUUUCUGGUUUAAACAUUAGUAAGGUGUGUUUGUUAAAGAUAGCACUUGAUUAGAAGGGAAUUUGCAUGGCAGGGAGUGACUGCCACAAGAUGCAUUUAAGAUGUGGGUAUGCAGCAGGAGUCUCAGUAAGUCUUGGUUAGGUAGGAAAGGGGCUUACUGUAUUGAUGGACUGACACACAUGGCUCCAGUGGGUGGAUGUGGGUGAGUGGCUUCUGCCAGCGUGAAUUCUUUGAGUAAUCUUUUGUAAAACAAAAUAACUUAGAGUAUAUGAGGCAUGAUGUUCGAUGUACUGGUAGAUAAAAUUUAAGAAAAAAACCACUCAGGUAAGACACUCAUGGCAGUUUUCAGGCAUGGAAAUUGUUUUCUGAAAGAAUCAUCACUUUUACUCUUUAAAGGAGGGCUGCUAAUUGGAUUUUGGUAGUUCUUACAUUAAGAAAACUUGAAUUAUUUAUGAAAAAUGGGCUCAAAGGAGAAUAUAUCUGUAACAUUCACAUUCAGAACCCAGUAACCUGGAGUCCGGAUUUUCAGUGUUUUAACUACCUCAAUAAUAUUAUGAAUGUAAGAUACUAGGAUAGUGAUCCUAUCUUGAAACAACAACCAGUGCCUGUGGUAAUUUAAUGUCUUGUCAAAUGCUUUUAUUGAUUGGUUUAUAUGUCAUUCUUGUUAUAGAAUAUGCCUUUUUAAAAAGUUUAUUAACAAUUUCCCAAUUUAUAUUUAAAAACUAAAGAACACUGGAUUAAUAUUUUGGGGAGGGGGUAGAAUAAAAGAAUUGAUUACUCUGGCUGCAUACCCGCAGUGGGGUGGAGUGUUUGGACAACCAAAACUAUUUUUAAAACAUUAAGUUUCAGUAUAAAUACAGCUCACAACUGCUAGCUUUGGGGGGUGGGGGGAGAUGUUGUGUAGUUUUUUUAAUUUAUUGGGCUGUUUUGUUUUUGUUUCGAGAUUACUGGACCAUCAUUAAGUGUACUGUGAAGAGAUUAUAUGUAUGAAGGGCUUUACCAAAGUCCAUUAAAUAAACACUACUUAAGUACAGACUGCAAACCAAAAUGUUACCUGUGUUAUUGCAUACAUGAAUUUCAAAUAGUACAUAUGGUGCUAAGGUCUACACAAAUGGAAUUAGAUGAGUGCUAUGCACUUAAUUUUAAAAUAAAAUUAGUUUU